AUGAGCUCCCCCUCGUUUAUCAUGCCCCACAACCUAAUACCCUCCAGCAAGUACCACGAAAUUAGAGCCCAGAAUGAAGGAAAUGCAAAACUGAGCAACCGAGAUGUCUACGAGUACCGUAGCAGCAAACUGAGUCCGAUGUACUCCAGCGCCACGUUUAAGUCGCACCCACCAAUCUACACAGAGAAGGUUACCUACAAUCCGAAAGUAGUUAACCCCAAUUCAGCGAUUCCAAAUUAUAGCCCACCUGGAGGGAGUGGUCGAAAGGUCAGCUGCAUGAAUUCAUUCCCCUGUUUAAACGGGCAGACUAGGGGGUGCAAUGAAAUGAACAAUGGAACCACAAAUGGGACAUAUAACGGCGUCAUUUUUAAGCACCCAAGUGUUAGUGGCUACACAACUGGGUAUAAUGCUGCCCCAACAAACAAACGAUUCGUCAAAAAGGUGAGCAAAGUGCCCUGUCUGUUCAAUACCAAACCGGCAUUCAGGCAAGACAGUUGCGAAAAAGGGUACAGUGACGUGUCUGGUGUUCCCAUCCACUUUGACUCCCCCGUGCAUGGCAGCAAAGGGUACGUACAACUAAGUAGGCACGAUGAAAUGGCAGUUUAUAACAUGAAUGAAAAGAAAAAAAACAAAGACCUAGAAGUGAUGGGAAAAUUAAACCACGUGGAACCUUUUAAAAAGAGAGUAUCAAAGGAAAAACUACCAGAGCCGAUCAUAAAAAAUAAAAUUAAUGAACUGAUAAAAGAAAAGGAUGAACAAAUAAAGGAAUUAGAAAUUGAGAUCCAAAAUGAGAAGAGAAAAAGCGAAAUGGUUAGACCACACGGUGCUGAAAACCCCAGGGAGUACGCCAAUGUAGAAAACAGAAAUCUAAAAGAAAAAUUGUUGGACCAAAAAAUCAAAUAUGAAGAAACGCUGAAACAUUUGAAAAGGGUAGAACUCGACAGGAGAUCCCUAAAAUCAAGUUUAAACGUCCGAGAUAAAGUCCUGACGAAAUUGGAAAAUGAAAUCGGCUCUGUGGACAACGAAAACGAUUUCUUGCUUCGCUUGAAAGAAAACACAAGUCUGAGUGAUGUACAUAACCUUUUCAAAUUUUUGCAAGGCCGAGAUAAAGAAGCGGAAGAGGAGAGGUACCACAACUCUGCAAGGACAAAUAACGAAAAGGGCAAGGGACUAAACAAAGACAAAGAAAGGAACAAGAGAGUCGAUUCAUAUGCCAGAAGCGACACCUAUCGUGUAGACGAAACAGGGCAGGGAAAACAUAAGGAGGAUGAAUUUAGCUGGUACAAGAGCAAAAGCACGUGUGACGAUAGUCUCCUGCCAUUGGAAGACGAUGCAUCAGAAGAGAAUAGAAAUUCAUACAAAAAGGGGAAAAAGGUGUCUACGUUUUCCCAGCCGAGUUUCGACAACAACGAUAUGUAUACGCUCAAGUCGACUAUUGUCGAGUUAGAAAAGGAAGUGUACGAACUGAAGGAGGAAAAUAAAAGUGUGAACUUUAAAUACGAAAACACCUUCCAAGCUUUAAGCGAAUUGAGGAAGGACACCCUGGAGUACAUGGAAUCAAUCGUCUCACGUGACAUGCGCAUAGCAUAUAUGGAGAGUAUGCUACAGAAGAGCGAAAAGGAUCUGGGCAAAUUGAAAGAACUUCUAAAAAAACAGCAAGUGCUUUACAGAGAAAAGGUAGAUAAAUGCACAUCGGAGAUAAGCAUCUUGGAAAAGCAAUCUUCUCACCUACAAUCAAUGAUACAAGAAAAAGAUUCAGAAAUCGUUUUGUUGAAAAAUGAAAUAAUACGAAAUGAAAUGCUCGUCAGACAGUACGAAGAAAGAAAUAAAGAACUGCAAAACGAACUUCGACUAAUGUGCAACAAUCUAGAAAAUGUAAUUGACGCAUCGAACAAGAAAGACCUGUUCAUGGUUGAACUGGAAAAACAAAUCAGAGAAAAUGAAGUACACAGACAAAAUGCCUACCUCAAGGAAGUAGCCAAAAAUAGGAAAGUUCAAGCAAAUAUGAAAUUCAAAGAAAUUAUGUACGAUAAAUCGGCUAAACACCAGGUGGAUGAAUUACAGAGCUUGAAGAAGGAACUCUACUUGAACAAAAUACAGAUGCAGAAAGCCAGGGAUGCAUUCGAGGUCCUUAAGAAGGUACCAAAGGCAGGAUCUCUACGUAGAAGCAAGCAAAACGUCAGCCAAGAUAACGACUCCAGCACUGUACACAAUUUUACUAUGGAUAAAAAUGAUCAGGACGGAGGCAACACCACCUUCGAGGCCAAGGUGUCCUCCGAGACGGCGCCAGCGUACAAGGCGAAGCACUCCGUGGUUAAGAAGAAGAAGCGGGCCCCCAAGGCCAGAACAUCAGGGAGUUUAUCAGCGAGUUUAUCAACGAGUUUAUCCGCGAGCAUCCAGGAUAAGGAGCAAGAAAAGGCACAGGAAAGGGCGCAGCAAAGUGCCCAGGAGACCAUUCAAGCAAGCGUUCAAGCAAUGGCAUAG
Molecule: messenger RNA, 2484 nt
Organism: Plasmodium inui San Antonio 1
Lineage: Eukaryota; Apicomplexa; Aconoidasida; Haemosporida; Plasmodiidae
Exons: 1
Coding region: 1-2484 (827 amino acids)
Source: RefSeq, a predicted model, not a curated record